Molecule: messenger RNA, 660 nt
Organism: Cyclocybe aegerita
Lineage: Eukaryota; Fungi; Basidiomycota; Agaricomycetes; Agaricales; Hemipholiotaceae
Source: the annotation of a GenBank genome assembly
AUGCACAUCCUUUACAGCUUGGAGAUACCUUCCGCGUCUAGCACGAGAAAGAUACGCGAUGACAUAGGCAUCGGUAUUUCCCCAGUCGAAGACGGAGGUCCAUCGUUUGAGCUCAACGUUCCUGGCGGCAAGACGGUCUGGCAACGACGCAGCCCAUUCCUCGUUGGCGACUAUGCAGAGAACAGUGUCGGCACCAGCGAGUUCGCACAGACGGUGGCUGCAUUGGCGAAUGAGGACCCGCCCUUCUUCCAUAGCGACUCAACGUCUAUAUCGGCGACCAGCCGGCCGGCAGGGCUCGGUGCGGUGGAUCGAAUACAUGAAACACUCCACAACACAGAGCAAACCCACGGCGGAUUUGAAUCGGGAUGGCAGGAAUCUUACGCGGUCCGGGUACACGACACGACAAGCAUCCUGCCCCCCGUAUCCGCGCGCUACUGGCCCUCACCUAUCUUGGGCCAGGAGGGCGAGGAAGAUCCCAAACUCGACACUAGGAUUCGCCGUUGCAUAUCGGCGAAAGGCGGUACUACGCACCGAAAGUUGGUAUCAUGGGCAUGGAUGAAAGGCUUGUUGAUGCGCCCGGCGUCGACGACCUCUCUUGCGAGAUGGUUCAGCGAUGGUGGUCGGAGAGGAUUGAUGUAUGCCUCUCGUGAUCUUCAUUAG